GCGCAACGCCGGAAGUGUGGCCACGCGGGUGCGGAAGGGGCGUCGAGCGCUACCGGAAGUGUGGCGGUGAGCCGGAAGUCGGCACCGGGUGCGGUGUGGGCGGCCAUGUCCGCCUCGCUGUUGCGGCGGGGCCUGGAGCUGCUGGAGGCGCCGGGCCGCGGAAAGGCGCCGGGGGUGCUGCAGCGGGGCCCGGGCGGCCCCCGGGCGGCGGGCGCUGCCAGGAGGAAGAAGGCGGCGCCGGGCCCCGGGAGGAGCAAGGCCACAGUCAAAGGCAAGGUCGUGAAGUCGGCGAUAGAGGAGUAUUGCAAGAAGAAAGCUGUGAAUCACUUGAGAACAAACCUGCAGUACAUGACAAAUGGACGAUUUGUUGCAGACAAAGCUGUUACACAGCAAGUUCUUACCCAGAACAGAGGCAGGAAGUCCAAAGAUCAACCUCCAGAGAAGAAGGCAAAGAAGAAGUCUGAAGGCACUGUCUUUACUGAGGAAGAUUUCCGUAAAUUUGAGAGAGAAUACUUCGGGACAGCGUAAAGAAUGUGUCAGGGGUUUUUGCAGCUCCAGUCAUUCCGCAGCUUAGUGUUCAGAACAUAGGACUGGUCAUGUCCUCGACUUGUUUGAGAUGGGACAUAGGAGAUGUGCCUCUUUAUCAGCAAGUACUUUAACAUCACACUUGCAGAGAAAUCUGUGUCUGUGCAGAACUUGCUACUUGCUAGCUAGAGCCAAGGAGAUUUUCUUGGCUUUGAGAUAUGUUGUCUUUAUAAUUACCCACCUCCAGCUAACAUGACUCUUGUGUUCUUAGUGCAGAAGAGUGGGCCAAGACAAGUAUAAAUCUUGUUCCUCUUCCUCAGGAUGCAAGGCUUCUGCUACCUAUAUUAUUUGGCAAGGAGCAUUUAAAGUACUGUAUCUCAAUGUAGGAGGUGUUUUGGACCAGCAGAAGUAAAUUAUCAGAAGAAAGGGAAGGAUGCUUUGAAAGACUGUGUAUAAAAGCAGGGGUUAAACCUGAGUAGUCUUGCAGUUUCUGUUCUUAUUACACCCUUUGCCAGGCAUUUCUGUCUUUGCAAAAAGUUUGUAUAUAUUGUGUGAUUAAAUAAUGCCUUUUGUAGA
Molecule: messenger RNA, 1101 nt
Organism: Dromaius novaehollandiae (emu)
Lineage: Eukaryota; Metazoa; Chordata; Aves; Casuariiformes; Dromaiidae
Gene: RPS19BP1
Product: ribosomal protein S19 binding protein 1
Exons: 4
Coding region: 106-528 (140 amino acids)
Cellular component (GO): nucleolus
Molecular function (GO): enzyme binding
Source: RefSeq, a predicted model, not a curated record